This is a messenger RNA of Alligator mississippiensis (American alligator), 3200 nucleotides long. RefSeq names its product neuritin 1 like (gene NRN1L). Lineage: Eukaryota; Metazoa; Chordata; Crocodylia; Alligatoridae. Gene Ontology annotation, biological process: nervous system development; neuron projection extension. The transcript has 3 exons. Gene Ontology annotation, cellular component: plasma membrane. The record is from RefSeq and is a predicted model, not a curated record. The coding region runs from base 73 to 591 and encodes 172 amino acids.
CGGGGCGGCACCGGCGCCGGGCGCAACCAGCGCGGCGGGCGCUCGCGGCACUCGGCUGGUGGUGGCGGCGCCAUGGGCUGCGCCCGCUGGAGGCUGCCGGGCUGCGCCGCGCCGCUGCUGCUGCUGCUGCUCCGCUGGGCUGUGGCUGAGGAGCCAGUGAGCAUGGCUGGGAGGGGAUGCGAUACCAUCUACAAAGGCUUUGCCGGGUGCCUGAUCAGCCUGGGGGACAGCAUGGCCCAGAGUGUUCAGAGGCAGCAGGAGGACAGCGGGCAGGAGGUGCAGGAGCUGGACACCAUCUGCAGGUCCUGGGAUGACUUUCACACCUGCGCCACUGGGGUCCUGUCCAGCUGCCCUGAGGAGGCCGCUGCCAUCUGGGAGUCGCUGCGCCAGAAGUCCAGGAAGAUCCAGUUCCAGGGAAACCUGUAUGACCUGUGCAGCUCGCGGACCAAGCUGUCCAGCAGUGCCAGGGGCUCGGAUACAGAUGAGACUAACAAGGAGACCCUGCGGGGCUCAGCCCAGCUCCCCCAGCCUGGGCUCCUGGCCAGCCUACCUCUCCUGGCACUGACGUCACUGCUGGCACCCUUUGUCUAGCAAGGGAGCAGCAUGGAAGCCCCUUGGUCCAGGCACUUCCCUGCCAGAACCCACCACAGCACAGACUCCUGGUUUAGUGGGGGCUGCUUCCCAGGCCAAGAGCCAUCUCUGCAAAAUAGAUCAAACUUAAAGUCUGAACAUCCAGCACAGCGAAGAGUGGAGGCACCACUCCCUGCCGCCCAUGGGGCAUUCCCCAGCCCAUUCCAGGCUGUGUUAGUGGCUUUGGGGCAAGGUUCCUUUGGUGGCAGGGACACUGGGUCCCCUGAGGCAAAUAAGGAUGGGGCCUGAGGUUCUGUAUUCCCAGUAAUUUUCUUGUUUUUUGGGGUGAUGUGGAGUCUGAGUGCUGAGCCUCCCUCAGCCUUGUGUUCAUGGAGCUCCCACAGAGAACUGGCCUGAUCAUAGUUUCAUAGUUUGUAGGGUUGGAAGGGACCUUGACAGAUCAUCAAGUCUGACCCCUGCCAUGGCAGGAAAGAGCGCUGGGGUCAAACGACCCCAGCAAGGAGUUCAUGUAGCCUCCCCUUAAAGACCCCCAGGGUAGGAGCCAGCACCACUUCUCUUGGAAGUUGGUUCCAGGUCUUAGCCGCCCUGACUGUGAAGCAGUGCCUCCUGAUGUCUAGUCUGAAUCUACCCUCUGCCAGCUUGUGACCAUUAUUCCUUGUCACUCCUGGUAGUGCUUGGGGGAACAGGGACUCCCCAAAUGCCUGCUGGUCCCCCCUGACUAGUUUGUAACAGGCCACAAGAUCCCCCCGCAGCCUUCUCUUGUGUAGGUUGAACAGGUUCAGGUCCCGUAGCCUCUCCUCAUAGGGCCUGCCCUGCUGCCCCCUGAUCAUGUGAGUGGCCCUCCUCUGGACCCUUUCAAUGCUGUCCAAUAAGCCUUUCCCCACACUUCCACCCCUUUCACCCCUGCACCUCAAACUUCCCUGUUUCUGCCACCCCCAGGCCUACCUUCCACUGAAUCUUCAGAGAUAGGGUUUGCGCAGGGCUCUCUGGAGACCUGCUGCCCCUGAUCCUGCUACCGCAGUUCAGCCUUCCUUGCCCCAGAGCUUCCUCCAUAGAAAAGCCAAUGGGGCCUGAGCCCUGCAAGGGGCUAUGACAAGGAUGUUGAGAAUACAGACCUCCCCCUGGAGCUACCAAUGCCUUCCAGAGUGAUGUCCAGUUGCUCUUUCCCCUUUGAUACCUUCCUGCUUCCUACCAUGUAGUCUGUGUUCCCUUGUUCACUAAGGGCAGCUGCAUGAUAAAGGGGACUGUCCUCUCCCGUCAUCCCAGUUACCUGGGUGCCAUGGCAAUUGUCUCCACCCUCCAGAGAUGAUGGAGCAGCCCUGCAGAGACAGUCCUGAGUGCCUGUGUGCCCUGAGUUGGAGUGCUGCUCCCUAAGUUGUGAUACAAGGCAUAGCAAACCCCUGUGCACAGCCAGCUCUGGUCCUCGCAGUGCUGGUGCAUAUGUCCAGCUCAAGGGUUGUCACAUGUAUGUGGUUAUAAGGGCUGUCUUGAUACAGGCACACUGCUAGCAGGCAUUUUCACAAAUCAGUUUGGAGCAAUACCUAGGCAUACCAUUUGCAGACACCUUACCCCGGGUUCUGGGCUUCUGGCUUUCAGAGGUGCGAAGUGCUGAUGAGUCCCAUAGGUAAGAUGGAAGGGCUGAUGCUCUGCAUGUCUCAAAGCCAGACUCUGCAGCAAGACACGGAGUUUUGCUCUCACUUUCCCUCGAGGCAUUUGCUGUUUCCUUCCUACCCCCAACAUGGAGCCUGCUAUUUGGGGCUAUUAGCUUGUAGGCUGCAGCACAGUGCAGACAUAUUGUACCAGCUUUAAAUGAUUCAGCCUAGAUGCCAGUAGCAAUGUACCUAGGAGCCCUCAGCUCAGUGCAGGCUAACUUUCCCUACCUCUCAGGUAGGUUUUGCAGCCCCCUUUGAGCUCUGUGCUGGGCUAAUCCGACUGCUACCAGGACCCAAGUUAGCUGUCUGAAAGCAUCCACAUGCCCACAAGCUGAUUAGGCCAGGCACUGUUAGGCUGAGCUUGUAGGAGUCGUGCCCAUCCUACUGGUUUUGCAGAGGCACCUCGGGCCUUGAUGUGGCAGCAGCAGGUUUCACAGCCCUGCUCACAGAUUUGGGCAGGACUGGGGCAAAGGGGCUGCAGCCCAGGUAUAAGUCCCUACCUAGGAGAAAGCCCUGGAUACUAUAGUUCCUACUAGUGUGUGUUGUAACAGUGCCCAGAGUAGGUAGUGGGGUGGGAGCGUGCCCCCAAGGGCUCCCACUGUUCCUCUUGAUUGCUCCAGCAUGAGGGCUUACCUCCAAGCAGCGACCUGGUUCCCUGCGUCUGUCAGCUCAGUUGUUGGCAGCAUGACAUAGUCUCCCUCAGAGGGACAAGCUGUGUGGGUGGCUUCCCAGCCCGCACUAGGACAGGGCCGGGCUAGAGCAAGCAGUUUCCUUUCAGUUAACACUGCUGUCGUGUUCUGGGUUUUUAUUGCCAUUCACAGGUUCUUUAGUUGACUUAACCAUGGAAUAGGAACCAUGUGUCCCAGGUCUGCCUAUCUCUAGCUGGCGUGACAGUGUCUGUGGUCUGGGUUCAUUCAAAUGUAUCUAUAUUUAUAUUAAAAGACACUUUUACAUUUC